This is a messenger RNA of Capsicum annuum, 1556 nucleotides long. RefSeq names its product protein SULFUR DEFICIENCY-INDUCED 1. NCBI's taxonomy places the organism in Eukaryota, Viridiplantae, Streptophyta, Magnoliopsida, Solanales, Solanaceae. Gene Ontology annotation, molecular function: protein binding. The record is from RefSeq and is a predicted model, not a curated record. The transcript is spliced from 4 exons. The coding region runs from base 436 to 1329 and encodes 297 amino acids.
ACAUAACUAUUUAUUUUUAAAAUAAGUUUGAACACUUUCAAAAACACUUUUAAAGAACUUUUUAAAAAAUCACUUUUUUUUUUCAGUUUAUUCAAACGGGCUCCAAGUCUCCCCACGUUGAAAAAGGAACACAACAAAUAUAAUAAUUGACAUCUAACUAUAGAUCCACUACGUGGCUAAUAAUAUAUCCAACGAUAUAGUAUAAUAUAUAAAUAUAAUAAUACCCCACAAAAAAAAUAAAAAGCAUAUGGACUUUUUCACAUCCAGGUUCAUUUUUAUUAAUUCUGUUGAUCCAACACAAUAAAUUUUCCUCCUUUUUCUCAAACUCUAUCAUCACUCCAAAAAGCAAAUACGACCUUUUCCCUCUUCUUCUCUAACAAAUUUAAACUCCAUUAUAAUUCUUUUGUAUAAUUUUUGCAUUUACAAUUUUCAAUUAUGAAGAAUAAUAAUAAUAGCUGCUUCAAAAAGGGAGAUGAAAAUAAUUCCAAUUAUCGAGUUAUUCAUAAGCUUCCUAAUGGUGAUAGUCCUUAUGUUAGAGCAAAAUAUGCACAGCUGGUUGAGAAAAAUCCAGAAGGUGCAAUAGUAUUAUUUUGGAAGGCAAUAAAUGAAGGAGAUAGAGUAGAUAGUGCCUUGAAAGAUAUGGCAGUAGUAAUGAAACAACAAGAUAGAGCUGAAGAAGCCAUUGAAGCAAUUAAGUCCUUUAGAGAUAGAUGUUCCAAAUUGGCUCAACAAUCAUUAGACAAUGUCCUUUUUGAUUUAUACAAGAAAAGUGGAAAGUUAGAAGAGCAAAUUGAAUUGUUGAAGCAGAAGCUACAAAUGAUAUACCAAGGUGAAGCAUUCAAUGGUAAACCUACUAAGACAGCUAGGUCUCAUGGAAAGAAAUUUCAAGUUACCAUCAAGCAAGAGACAUCCAGGAUACUGGGCAACUUAGGAUGGGCAUACAUGCAACAAACAAACUAUGCAGCUGCUGAAAUUGUUUAUCAAAAAGCUCAGCAAAUCGACCCUGACGCCAACAAGGCUUGCAAUCUAUGCCUAUGUCUUGUAAAAUUAACGCGAUUUAAUGAAGCAAAAACGGUUCUUGAAGACAUUUUACGAGGUAAACUCCCAGGUUCAGAUGAUCCUAAGUCGAAAAACCGUGCUAUAGAGCUAUUGAAGGAGUUGGAAUCAUUCAAAUUUGCAACAUCUAGUUCUUCACAUUUAGUAUUAUUAGAAGAUGUGUUUAUUGAAAGUCUUGAUCAGUUGAUGAACCAAUAUGUCCCGAUUCGAUCGAGAAGAUUACCUAUUUUUGAAGAAAUAUCAGCUUAUUAUAGAGAUCAAUUGGCUUGUUGAUCUCUAUAAUUUAUGUUCAUUUGAAGUUUUUUUUGUGUAAAAUUAUAGUACUUUUUAGUUGUUAGUAUCAGUGUAGAUGCACAUAAGUACUUUAGGCACAGUUUUUUUUUUUAUUGUAUCAAUUUGAAUGUUUUGUAGUGCAGUGUUAGUUUGGACGGGGACGUUUGGUAGAGCGUAUAAGAAUAAUGCAAAAUAUAUUGAUGUGAUAAUAAUGUUUUUAUUAGUAA